This is a messenger RNA of Neurospora tetraspora, 1434 nucleotides long. RefSeq lists its product as uncharacterized. NCBI's taxonomy places the organism in Eukaryota, Fungi, Ascomycota, Sordariomycetes, Sordariales, Sordariaceae. The coding region runs from base 318 to 1325 and encodes 335 amino acids. The transcript has 2 exons. The record is from RefSeq and is a predicted model, not a curated record.
CUCAAGAACUCCAAACUGCCGGCUAUCCAGACAACAUCACAGCCCAGAAAAACACUCACCGACGAGGACCGUCGGCGUAUGUGCCAGUACGCUAUGGAUCAUCCGACGGCCAAGCAAACGGAUAUCGGAGCCCAGUUCGGUGUUGAGAGAAGUAUCUGAAUCUUGAGGACCGAAGCAGUUCUCCGAUUAAGCGUAACAAAGUCAAGGGCGCGGAUGUCGAAAAGGCUCUGGCCAACUUCUUCCGAAAGUCUCAGGACCAAGGCGUUCCAGUAACUGCCGAACUGAUCAAAGAGAAGGCGCGCUUGUUUGCAAGUACCAUGGGUGUCACGGGAGAUGAUUUUCUCAAGUCAGGAAGCACAGCAUGGCUGGACAAGUUCAUGCUCAAACACAACAUUGGGCCGAAUAGGCUACUUCGUCGUGCCUCCGAAGCCAACAUCAGUAGCAGCAUGCGAGGAUCGCCCUCUUUGAGCACAUCACAACCGUCAAGCGCCAUUUCCCCUCUAUCCCCCUCGGGACACACAUCUCCAUCUAUACUAUCGGCAAAUAGAAGUGAAGGGGAGAAGGAUAACAUGGCGAGCUACAUGGAUUAUUCGACUGAAAACAGCUAUAAGCACUCGGGCUCACAGAGCGCAACCUCGUUACAUAGCGCAUUUACUGACGCGGGAACUUCGACGUUCUCUGGGAGCACCCUUAGCCCAACAGCAUCGUUCAGUUUUUCGCCUGAUCCUAAUGCCGGAGCAUUUCUUACAGCAGAUCAAGCCAGGCAGCUCCCGCCGGGAAGCGGUGUCGGGUCCAACUUCCAAAGACCAAGAAGCCAGACAUUCCCGACCUUGGAUCUCGAAUACCUGAAUCAACAAGAAUCAGGAGACCCGUUGACGCCAAAGUAUCAUGUGUCAUCCACGGGACCUUCUUCGGCCCUUGAGUCGCCUGCCAAUGAAGUAGGCGCCUCGCACUUUGGCAUGGAUCACAUAAUCACCUCACCACGACUCCGUCACAGUAGCAGCAGUGGAAGUCUCGCUGGACGGUCGAUUGCUACACCGCUCAGCGCAAACCCUACGUCUCCCAUUUCUCCUACUCAGGAGGAUGCAAGAAGGGCCGCGGACACCCUACUCUCAUUCAUGCAGCAUUCAGGUGGAUUUGUGGACCACGAUGAAUACAUGACGGUCGUUAAACUCACCGAGAAACUGCGGCUUCACCAGGCACAACUUGCCAAGAACACAGCAGUAGGAAUGGGCGGACUUUCUCGGAUACCAGAGGGCGAUAGUGAGAUGCAGAACGCUGCACCAGCUUCGAUACCCAAAGUGGAACAGGCCAUGGGGACGUAAAGUUGGAUUGGAUGUUCAGAGAUACCCUACGCCGUCUCAAAACUGCCCGCGCCUCAAAGCUCUGUAUCCUCAGAAGAAUUGCCGAACAAGCUACAGACAGACCGCUUUC